AUGGACUGGAUGUCGCGUCUGCCCGGGCCCCUGCUGCAGACUCCGCUCUGGGACUUGGCCAUCCCGGGGAGUCACGACAGCAUGUCCUUCUGUCUGGACAUGAGCUCUCCCAUGCUGCGCUCAGAACCUGCUUUGCUGCGACUGCUCAACCAUCUCCUGCCCUGCUGUGUGCGACCCUGUGUCCAGGGCUGGUCUACCACACAGCGGUCAGUCCUCAGUGACCAGUGUGAUUUGGGCGUCCGAUUCCUGGACCUGAGAAUAGCCAGAAAACCAACAGGGGGCGCCACACUGCUGUUCGCCCAUGGGGUUUACACGCUGAUAUCUGUGAAGGAGGCGCUGGAGGAGCUGAGUGUGUGGCUGAACUCUCACCCCAAAGAGUUGGUCAUCCUCAGCUGCUCUCACUUCGAAGGGCUGACGGAGAGGGACCACCGGGACCUGGUCACCUUCAUGAUCACCCAGUUUGGGUCAAAACUCUGCCCCCCUCAGGAGCAGCCGUCUCUGAGCUCCUGCUGGAUCCAGGGGCAGCAGCUCCUCGUGUCCUACGAUGAGGAGCAGGUGGUGAAGGAGCACCCUCAACUCUGGCCUUCUAUCCCAUACUGGUACGCAGACUCGCCAGACCCCGAGAAGGUCAUCCGCUAUCUGGACGAGAGGCUGAGCGAGGGAAGACCAGACCACUUUUUUGUGAGUGGACUAAACCUGACUGAGGACCUGCCGUUCGUCCUGCUGCAUCCUCUGCUCAACCUUCAGAGCCUGACGCUGAAGGGACUGCCCCCUCUGCUGCGCUGGACCAAUCAGCAGUGGCCUGGAGCUCAAAGAGGCGGAGUCAACAUUCUCUGCUCUGACUUCGUUGGCCUCAGUCAGUUUUGCUCCAUCGUAAUCGGACUUAAUUAUAAACUGCUAGACUCCACUUAG
Knipowitschia caucasica is the source of this 912-nucleotide messenger RNA. The record is from the annotation of a GenBank genome assembly. Lineage: Eukaryota; Metazoa; Chordata; Actinopteri; Gobiiformes; Gobiidae.